Molecule: messenger RNA, 7345 nt
Organism: Melanotaenia boesemani (Boeseman's rainbowfish)
Lineage: Eukaryota; Metazoa; Chordata; Actinopteri; Atheriniformes; Melanotaeniidae
Product: piezo-type mechanosensitive ion channel component 2
Exons: 45
Coding region: 16-6750 (2244 amino acids)
Source: RefSeq, a predicted model, not a curated record
AGCGCCCUCAUCAUCAUGAUGGUGUGGAGUAUCACCUACAACAACUGGCUGACUUUUGCCUUGCUUGUUUGGUCCUGUAUCAUCUGGAUGAUGCGAGAUCGGCGGAGGUAUGCCAUGAUGUCUGCCCCUUUCCUUGCCAUCUACACCACCGUCCUGGUGGUGCUGGGCUUCCUGAGCGGACUCCGUCUUAGCCGAGCUGAACUUUACCCUGGUCUGCCUCCGACGGUCAUAGUGGAUUUUGACCUGAACAGUUACCAUCCUGCACCCUGUAUCCAUCUGGGAGCCAAGGUCUUCUACAGCUUCAACUUCUGGGUGAUGUUUCGUCAGCAGCUCAAGGAGCGAACGGAGGAGAAGAACAUAAAGGCGGAAUCUCUAGAUGAAGUCAAAGUCAUGCCACCGGAGGAAAGUCAGCCAUCACCUCUAGUAGAGAUGCUGAUCUCGAGUGUUAAAGGAAUGCUGGUGAAAUAUUGGAUCCUGUUUUGCUACUCAAUGUUCUUUGUGGUCAGCUUCUCUGGAAAGGUAGUCGUCUACAAGAUCCUCUACAUUGUCCUCCUCCUACUCUGUGUUGUUCUCUACCAGGUCCAUUAUGAUGUUUGGCGUCGGAUUCUGAAAAGAUUCUGGGCAGUGGUGGUGGGUUACUCCAUGGUGGUGUUGAUAGCCGUCUAUAUGUACCAGUUCAGAAGUGUCUCUGCACUCUUCAGACAGAUCAUGGGCAUGUCAGAAGAAGGGCUCCGUGACCUGGGUUUGGAAAGGUACAGCACAGUGGAGCUGUUUGCACGUAUUUUGCUACCUGCUGCAUUUCUUUUGGCUUGCAUCCUCCAGCUGCAUUACUUCAACUCAGACUUCCUCACUCUUACUGACCUGGACAAUGUACCUGUUCGGCUGAAGUCCAGAGAGGAAGAACUCAAAGCUUCUGUCAACAUGAUAUCUGACUUAAUUAAAGAAAACAUUGAGAAGCUUCAGAAAAGACUUGUGAAGGAGCAGAUGGGAAAUGCCAAAAGUCAGGAGACUUUGGACAGCAUUGGACUGCAAAGCUCCUCUGAGAAAGGAGCUGAAGAGCAGGAGGAGACAACAGGAGACGAAACCAUGCAAAGCAACCAUGAAGACAAGUGGAACGUGAUUGUGGACCGAGCAAGCUUGCUGCUCAUUCAGGUUGUGUCUGGACUUUACAGGCUCCAGGAGUUGAGCUGGAGACUGAUGGAGCUUCACAGCCUUAAAAUAGUUUCCACUGGCAUCAUCUGGGUGUCUCUGCAAGAGGUUUCGCUGAUGAACUUCCUGUUUCUGGUUCUGUGGGUCUUUGCACUCCCUUUCCCACGUUUACGACCUUUGGCAUCCAGCAUCUCUGCUGUGUGGGCCUGUGUCAUGGUGGUGUGCAAGAUGUUUUACCAGCUCAAAGUCAUCAAACCUCUUGAUUACUCCUCCAACUGCACUGCUGGUUUGCUGCCUUCCAAUAGCUCAGGACUAGAUGAUGGAGCAGAGAUAAGAGGAAACAUGAUGGAGCUGCUGAGGAGGUCUAUUCUCUACAUUGAACCUGUUGACCCCGUCUACUGGUGUGGAGCACUGCGCAAGUGUGACGGCAGAAUCCUUCCCUGUCUAAGGAACCAUCUUAUGGUGCUGGGGUUGCUUUUGUUUGAAGCAACUGUCCAUCGGCACCAGCUUUACUUCCGUCUCAAUAAUGACCUGAAGCCGCCACCCUUUAGCAUAAUUUUCCAAGGCAUCACGAGGCAUCAUCUGGAUCAUGGCAUCCUGCCCUGCAUCAAAUACUUCAUUAACUUCUGUUUCUACAAAUUUGGACUCGAGAUCAGUUUAAUAGUGGCAGUGAACGUUAUUGGUCAGAGGAUGGAUUUCUACGCCUUUCUCCAUUCCUGUGCCUUAAUGGCAGUCCUGUUCCGACGACGCAGGAAGGCUAUCGGAGAAGUGUGGCCUAAAUACUGCUGCUUCACUGCCGGACUCAUGGUAGUUCAGUACCUCCUCUGCAUUGGCAUCCCUCCUGCUCUGUGUGUUGAUUACCCCUGGAGGACUGCAACUCAACCUCUCACCUCUAAUGUUAUCAAGUGGUUUUUCCUGCCUGACUUUGCUAUGAGACCCAACCCAUCCUUCAUUUUCUAUGACCACCUCCUGCUGCUCUGCUCCUCCCUGCAGUGGCAGGUGUUUGUGGAGGAGAACCGAGCUGCUGUGCGACUGCUUGCUGGUGACAAUGUUGAGAUCAGCCGCAGUCUGGACCCUUGUUCCUUCAACCAGUUCAUACCUGUUGACAACUUCCUACACUGCAGGUGCUACCUCGACAUGGUGAAGGUGUUUAUUUUCAGCUAUUUCUUCUGGUUGGUGCUCUGCCUCAUCUUCAUCACUGGCACUACGCGGAUCAACAUUUUCUGUCUUGGUUACCUGGUGGCCUGCUUCUACUUUAUGUUGUUUGGCGGCAGCGUGCUAAUGCAGCCUGUCAGAUACAUCCUUCGACUUUGGGACUGGCUCAUCGGCUACACCUGCUUUGUGAUUGCUAUGAAAAACUUACUGUCUCUUGGUUCUUGUGCCUAUUUGGACAGCCUGUUGAAGAACAGCUGCUGGUUAAUUCAGGCAUUCAGUAUGUUCUGCACCAUCAAAGGCUAUGAUGUCCCUGAGCCUGACGAGGAGUGUGAACUGCCAGAGGGUGAAGCCGGCAUCGUCUGGGACGCAAUUUGUUUCACCGUACUACUGGCACAAAGGAGAGUCUUCCUCAGCUACUACUUCCUCUACGUGGUGUCUGACCUCAAGUCCUCUAAGAUAUUAGCCUCAAGGGGUGCUGAGCUGUUUGAGGCCAAAGUGAAGAAGCAGGUAGCAGCCAGGCUGGAGAUGGAAAAGAAAUCUGUCGAGACACUGAAGAGACAGAUGGAGAAGAUUAAAUCUAAACAGAAGAGUCGACCUGCAGAAACAGACAAAGCUGUACUUCCUGCAGAUCAGGAGCAGGUGACACUCGAUGAUGAUGAAAAGGCAAAGAGAGAUGCAGGAAAAUGGUGGAAGCCUUGGGUCUCCACACCUGGAGUGGAAAACAAUUGUGGCUACCACCUAUUUGAGAGCGACAGCGAGGAAGAGGAGGAAGAAGUUGCAGAAAAGAAAGAGGAGGAACCACCAAAGAAGAAGUCAGCUUUCCAGCUGGCUUACAACGCCUGGAUCACCAGCUCUAAGACUGCCUUGAAAGACCUGAAGAAAGAAAAGAAAAAAAUAAAGAAAGAAGAGAGGAAAAGGGUAAAGAGAGAGCUGCGAAAGGAGCAGGGCAUUGAUAGAGCAGACUCCAGUGAGGAUGAACUGGAUGAAAGUACUGUGGUUGAGGAGGAAGAGGAGCAAAAAGAAAACAUCCUGCAGCGCAUCAUCAGCACAAUAAAGUUAAUCUGGGUGCUCCUCCAGUCGCUUGCGGAUGAUCUGACGGAUGGAUUGAACUCCUUCUGUAAAGACAACCUCGACAUUUCCAAAGUGCUGCGCUUUGAGCGAGCGUUACUCAACCAGCAGCAAAAGAAAGGCAAAGAGGUGAGUCAGGAGAGUGUGAAGCAAUUUUAUGAAAACUGGAUUUCCCGUCAGCAUACAAUGUCAUCUCAAGACGGCCUGGAUAGCCUGCCUCCUCCCUCCUCCCCACCGGUUGUCUCCUCCUCAUAUCAUGGCUAUGCCAAGCUAAAGAACCAAGCCUCCAAAAUGUCCUGGGGAAGCAGCUUUUCCAGCUGUAUGACAGAUGAGACGAUGCUGGGCUCCAGACAGCCGACACAGGAAGAGCUGGAGGAACCUCCUUUUGUGCCACCCGCUGCUCACCAGCUCAGACCGAGACUCCUCAAAGAGGCCAACAUCGAUCUGACCUCAUUUGACGGUGAUGAACUUUUACAAAGCUGUCCUGAUGGCACCACUGAAAAAGAAGAACAUGAAGAGGAGGAGGAAGAAGAAAAAGAUACAGAAGGUGAGAGGAAAUCUGAGCAGGAUCAUGAAGAGGUAGAUGAUGAACAAGAGGAUACAGAGUUUGAGAAAGUUGAGCUGGAUGAGGAAAUACAGAGAGAAGAGGAUGAGCACUCCAAAUAUGCAAAAUGCGUUUCACUGGAUCUCAGAGAGAGUGAUGAAGAGAAAAGUUUUGACCUCACAGAGUCUCCCAGACCUCUGAGUCAGGAAACAAGAAACCUCACUGCCAGCGAGCUGCUGCUCAACAACAUGUUUCAAAACGAUGACAUCUCGGAGUCUGAUAAGUUUUUUGUGACCUUGCCGAGGCCACUGAAGUUGAUGUUUGCCCUCUACAACACCAUGGUGUCUAAGUCAGAGAUGCUGUGCUACUUUGUCAUCAUUCUCAACCACAUUGUGUCAGCUUCAUUCCUCUCCCUCAUCCUGCCAAUUCUCAUAUUCCUCUGGGCCAUGCUGUCUGUGCCCCGGCCGACCAAACGCUUCUGGAUGACGGCUAUAAUCUACACAGAACUGACUGUUGUGGUGAAGUACUUUUUCCAGUUUGGUUUCUUCCCCUGGACCACCUCUGCUUACCGAGGCAUCAAUGCUGACCGGCCUUUCGCCCUGCCCAACAUCAUCGGAGUGGAGAAGAAAGAUGGCUAUGUCCUUUUUGACCUCAUUCAGCUUCUCGCUCUGUUUUUCCACAGAUCCAUCCUAAAGUGCCACGGGCUAUGGGACAACAAGGAAGUUGAGAUGCCUGAUUUCUUCAAGAAGCUUAAGAAAAAAGUUGACAAGAAGAAGAUGACAGGGGCAGAUAAGAUGGGCAGCAAGGACAAACCUUUACGUCGGCUGAAGUGUCUCCCACUCCAGGCCUCAACCACCUCCAUAUUCUGUAGACAAAAAAGAGAUGACUCUGCAGGAUCUUUUGACGUGAAGCCAAAAAAGCAGAACAGCAAGAAAAAGAGACGACAAGGAAACGCCCCCCCACUGACAAGAAAGCAGAGGAUCAGACAGCAGAUCAGAGAGAGGAUGCUGCAAGCCAAAGCCACCAUCAUAGAAGUAGCUCUUCACAUCUACUUACCUAUACGGCAGUUUUUCUACGACAUCAUCCACCCAGAAUACAGUCCUGUGUGUGACGUCUACGCCCUCAUGUUUCUCAUUGAUGUUGUCAACUUCAUUGUUACCAUAUAUGGAUACUGGGCUUUUGGGAAAUACUCCGCAGUGGUGGACAUCACAGAGUCUCUGUCAGAAGACCAGGUUCCAGAGGCAUUUCUGGUCAUGCUGCUUAUGCAGUUUGGUACCAUGAUAGUGGACCGGGCCCUGUAUCUGAAGAAAUCUUUGCUAGGAAAGUGUGUUUUCCAGGUGGUGCUGGUAUUUGGCAUACACUUCUGGAUGUUCUUCAUUCUCCCCGGAGUAACGGAGAGGAGGUUCAACAGAAACCCGAUUGCCCAGCUGUGGUACUUUGUAAAGUGCAUCUACUUUGGCCUGUCUGCCUACCAGAUCAAAUGUGGCUAUCCAAACAGCAUCCUGGGCAACUUCCUCACUAAGAAUUAUAACUACCUGAACCUUUUCCUUUUCCAAGGUUUUCGGAUGGUUCCCUUCCUGACAGAGCUGAGGGCUGUGAUGGAUUGGGUUUGGACUGACACCACCCUGUCUCUCUCCAGUUGGAUUUGUGUUGAAGAUAUCUAUGCUAACAUAUUUAUCCUAAAGUGCUGGAGGGAAUCUGAAAAAAAAUACCCCCACCCUCCAGGCCAGAAGAAGAAGAAGGUGGUGAAAUAUGGGAUGGGAGGGUUCAUCAUCUUUGCUCUCAUCAGUAUCAUCUGGUUUCCACUACUCUUCAUGUCUUUGGUUCAGUCAGCGGCAGGAGUGACCAAUCAGCCUGUGGAUGUCUCGCUCCAGCUCAGCAUUGCAGGAUAUGAGCCUCUGUUCACUAUGACCGCCCAGGAACAGAACUUGGUUGCGUACACAGAAUCUGGAUUUAAUAGACUCACCAAACUUUACGCCACUCAUCCAUCCGCUAUGCAGUUCCUGAUGAACUAUGAAGCUGAAGACAUUGUUGUUGCUAAGAUUAAGAGUGAUGCCAGUCUGCUGUGGAGCAUCAGCCCAGCCAGUCGAGCAGCCAUGAUAGAGGAACUCAGCAACUCCUCUCACGUAUACAUAACUCUACGCUGGACACUUCUUAGGAAUCCAUCCAUUUCAAUGAAUGUGGAGGCAACUGGAGAACACACCGCGAAGUUUAAUGACAAGGCCUUGAGGGAUGGGAUUGUCCACAUGCUCAAAGGCAGCAACAGCAAACCUGUGAUCAUUAAUUCCUUGCUGCCAAAGUAUAUCAGGGGUCCCAAAGGACAAGAAUCCAAAAUGGCAACCAGGAUGGCAGUAGACUUGACCGAGCGUCCAGACCUCCAGGCGCUGGCUUUCUUCAGACCCAUGUCGGUUAAACUUCAGCAGGACAAUGGGACUGAUAAAGACACAGACCAGUGGUGGGUGGUGGAGGAAUGCUCCCCAGCUGUCACCUCCUCUGAAUACAAGUGUCACAGCAUAGAAAUUUUGGUGUUCAAUGAUAAAGUCAGUCCCUCCAGUUUGGGCUUUUUGGCAGGACAUGGCAUUGUUGGUCUGUACAUGUCAGUGGUGCUGGUCAUCGGAAAGUUUGUCAGGGAAUUCUUCAAUGGCAUAUCACGGUCCAUCAUGUUUGAGGAGCUGCCGUGUGUAGACAGAGUCCUGAAGCUCUGCACGGACAUUUUUGUGGUGCGGGAGACGGGAGAGAUGGAACUGGAAGAGACACUAUUUGAGAAACUCAUCUUCCUCUACCGAUCGCCAGAGACCAUGAUUAAGAUGACAAGAGAGAAGAAAGACGAUUAGCCCAUCCUCUGAUAGCGUGACAUCACCCUGUUAAACUUCUGUUGCACAAAGUGAAUGUUUUACAGAAACCAUGGAAAUGGGAAAGCAGGGUUAAUAGGAUUAGAAAAUGACCCAGCUAAUAUUACGAACCCUACCAACAUAUAAAGUUGUUAAAUCCCUUUUAGAUCCCAUUGUUGACCUUCUUGGACAAGGGAAGCAGGCUUAAUUAUUUUUAAAGCCUGCUUAUAUAGUUGAUCAGUUUUAAUGGUAAAAAAUGUUUUAGUUAAUUUGCCUGAUGUAAAAUGAUUGCUGUUAUUUUAAGGGUUACAUCAGAGCACGUUAAUGUUUUGAUGCUAAAAGAGCGAUAAAACAAGUAGUCUAAACUGCUGUAAAAUUGGUAAUGGUCCUUACCAGUUAAUGGCCCACUAGGCAAUGCAUGCUUUUCUAAUUGACUUUUGAAGUUUUUACUGGUGUUCAGAAAACAUAACAAAUUUCAGAUUCAAAUUAAAUGGAUCAAAAUGCUUCUGUAAAUACCAUCUUUCUGUAUAUCACCAUGUAAACUACUUUAUUCAUUUACUUAAAAUAAAAAAAGACUUGUUAGACAAAUGUUUUGAUG